UUGUCAGAAUGUGCAUAAAAUUGCUGCUGAUGCUGGAGCUGAUGUGUUGCUGACUCUCCUCCUCUGUCUCCUCUCACAGGGAGAAGAUGAUCUGCAGGAUCCUGCUGCUCAUCAUCCUCAACUCAUGUCUCUGUGCAGCAACAUUUGUAGUGAAUGUGACACAGAGCUCCUAUCAGGCAGAGGAGAACCACAGCAUCACUCUGGAGUGGACCUUCACCACCACACCUGAUGAACCCUGGAGAUAUCUGGUCAUCUACUGCAGCUUGUUAACUCCUAGGAAAGAAUUAGUCCUGUAUCGGGUCCAUGAUGGUGUUGAGGUGUCAGAGUCUCAGGAUGAACAGUUUUCAGGACGAGUCCAGAGUGACAAAGACGUCCUCAGAGAAGGACGAAUCAGACUCCAUGUGUCCAGACUGAGGACUGAAGACUCUGGAGAGUAUUACUGUGGUGUGACGACUGAUGAUGGAUCUGGUUCUGCAGGGACCAUCAUUACAGUCACCGAACCAAAGUCAGCCAAAGUGACGAUAUCAGAACGGGUUCUUCACAGGAACCUCAUCAUUCCAGCCCCACAGGAUGAGACCAUCAGUACCGGACGCUGGUUCAGGCUGCCUCUGUGUUUUGCUGUUAUUUCCUUCAUCAUUUCUCUGAAUUUAAUUUUCAUCUUAAAACUUAAAACGGACAAGAAAUUUAAAGAGAAACUGCUGAGACAAGCCUCCACCUUGGAGUCUGGAUGCCUUGCUCAAGAGCAGGUCUGUGUUCAUGUAGAUGGGAGCUCCAUGAGGUCUUCUCUCCUGCAGCUUUCUGAGGGCUCGGAUUCAAACCAGCAACUGCAGCAUCAAGGAAAGCCUGGAGAAGAGCUGAGCCUUCAGUCAGAGGACCAUGGAUGAUGGGUCCAGAAAGACUCAUGAUUUCUCUGCACCUUUAUUUCUCUCAUCAGCUCUGCAGUCCGUCUCCUCAGCAAAUGUUGGAGGAUUUUAACCUAAAACAGCAGAAGACCUGCUGCUUGUUUGACUCUGGACUCUGUUGUUCUACUGGAGCGCCCCCUUCUGGUCGCUGCCAGACUCUACAGGAACCUUCAGACCAACACACAAUCAGAGGUUGUGGAUUUAUCUACAGGAAGUAGACGGGCUAAUUGCAACAUUUAUACAUUUCUACCUCAGAAGAAAUCACACUUCUAAACAAAAGACCUGUGCAGAGACUUUUUCCACAUGUAUAAAUGUCAAGGGAAAAUCUGUAAUAUACCAGUUAAUAGGUUUUGGGUGUAAUUUCCCUCGGCAGCCUCUGACACAUUAACACAUAUUAUACAAGGAGGAGUACGAAUGAUGGACAAUGAAACUAUACAUUACCUGAUAAAAAUUUAGCUGAAAAAAUACAUACAAACGGGCAUCUGGUCAGGAUGCCUCCUGGACGCCUCCCUGGUGAGGUGUUCCGGGCACAUCCCACCGGGAGG
This is a messenger RNA of Fundulus heteroclitus (mummichog), 1447 nucleotides long. RefSeq lists its product as uncharacterized. Lineage: Eukaryota; Metazoa; Chordata; Actinopteri; Cyprinodontiformes; Fundulidae. The record is from RefSeq and is a predicted model, not a curated record. The transcript is spliced from 5 exons. The coding region runs from base 87 to 884 and encodes 265 amino acids. Gene Ontology annotation, biological process: T cell costimulation; positive regulation of T cell proliferation; cellular response to lipopolysaccharide. Gene Ontology annotation, cellular component: external side of plasma membrane.